CAAACGCGUUCUCUCUUAUAACCUUUGUUGAUAAGCAUUUUCCUUCAGCGCUGACCUUGAGACCAUGCCGCAAAAACCUUUGAAGGCCAACAAGAAAAUUGAAAAAAAGAAGGAAGCCGCAAACAGGCAUGGCAAAACAUCAGUGACAAGGAAAGGCAAGUUUGAGAAGCCUCCGAAAAAGGGAAGAUCCCUUGAGUUGUUCAAGGAUGACAAGGAGUUAUCGAAAGCCAUUAACAAGCGCAACGAAAGCACAGCGGCUGGCAUUGCGGAGCAGUCGGGAGGCAAGCUCAAAGUGAUCAAGGGUCCACCCCCAGUUAUGGCGCCGAAGAACAAGCAAAAGAAAGCGGGGGCAAAGGUGGAGGAAGCGAUGGAGGAGUAAGGCGGAGAGUUUGCCCCUAAUUUUGAGAGUGCACGCAUGUCGCCCGUAACUGGGCUAUGGGGUUGCCGUCAGAGAGCUCUGGCAGCAACGAUGCUCACAAGAUUUGUACACCUGACUGUAUCGAGCUAGGAAAGCUCUGGCUCAGGCUUGGGACGUUGCCAGCUUUGAAUGGCGGAGGGCCAAGGGCUUGGGCCGAUGGCUUCCUAUGUAAUGCUCGUUCUUUUGUAGCUAUGCCUGAUAUCGAUAUGACGCUCGUGUUUGUUGUCGUAUUGGUUGUUGGACAGUAACCCCACUCGUCCUACCGUGGAAGUCGUUGGUCGUUGUGUCCUGUGGUUUUACGACACGCAGCAGAAAAGCUGACAUGGAUGACGGGAAUUCAGUGUUACUCGUUUAAUUGUUAAAAGCUGUGUAAAGGAGUCCUUUCAGGGAACAGGGAAAAAGUUGGGCAUGGGCGCUUUGUUCGCGACAAGGCUGUAACAUGCCAUUACAUGGUACUGAUGUAUUAGCUGGGUUUAUGAUAACGCUUCGAAUACGACCUGAAAUUGGUGAUUACAUUUUGUAACUUUACAUCCUGC
Molecule: messenger RNA, 954 nt
Organism: Volvox carteri f. nagariensis
Lineage: Eukaryota; Viridiplantae; Chlorophyta; Chlorophyceae; Chlamydomonadales; Volvocaceae
Exons: 4
Coding region: 65-379 (104 amino acids)
Source: RefSeq, a predicted model, not a curated record